AUGGCCGAAUGCCCAGGACAUUUCGGUCAUAUUGAUUUGGCUAAACCUGUAUUUCAUAUCGGAUUCUUGGCCAAAGUAAAGAAAAUCCUGGAAUGUGUCUGUUUUCACUGUUCUAAACUUAAAAUUGAUCAAUCAAAUCCUAGAUUUGAAAGAGCUCGACGAAUUAAUGAUAGAAAAGUGAGACUUCGCGCAGUUUGGGAUAUUGCUAAAACCAAAAUGACCUGUGAAGGUGGUGAUGAAGAAGAUGGUCUGGAAGAAAAAGAAGAAUUCAAUAGUGGCAAGCGUAAGAGUAAUCAUGGAGGUUGUGGUUACAAACAGCCUCUUAUCCGUAAAGAUGGUUUAAAGCUUUAUGCACAAUUCCGCGCAAGCCCCGGAGAUGAUGCUGGGAGUGAAGGCAAACAGUUGUUGACACCUGCAAAGGUUUUACAAAUCUUAAAAAAUAUUCCUGAUCAAGAUAUAAAAGACAUGGGCUUGUCUGAAGAGUUCGCUAGACCUGAAUGGAUGAUUAUCACUGUCUUGCCUGUUCCGCCUCCACAAGUUCGUCCUUCUAUUCAAAUGGACGGUACCAGUAGAGGUGAAGAUGACUUGACACACAAGCUUUCCGAUAUUUUAAAGGCAAAUGCGAACGUCAAGCGCUGUGAGUCUGAAGGUGCACCAGUCCAUGUUGUAAAUGAGUUCGAACAGCUAUUACAAUUCCAUGUUGCAACUUAUAUGGAUAAUGAUAUUGCUGGUCAGCCACAAGCUUUACAGAAAUCAGGAAGACCACUUAAAUCCAUUCGUGCUCGUCUUAAGGGUAAAGAAGGUCGUCUUCGUGGUAACUUGAUGGGUAAGCGUGUAGACUUUUCUGCACGUACUGUCAUUACAGGUGAUCCAAACCUUGCUCUUGACCAAGUGGGUGUACCUCGUAGUAUUGCUCGUAACCUUACAUAUCCUGAAAUUGUCACACCUUACAACAUUGACAAGCUGCAACAGCUGGUCCGUAAUGGUCCUCUUGAGCAUCCUGGCGCCAAGUAUGUCAUUCGUGAUAAUGGAGAACGUAUUGAUCUUCGUUAUCGUAAGAGAGCUGGUGAAAUACCAUUACAAUAUGGAUACAGAGUUGAAAGACAUAUUAAUGAUGAUGAUGUCGUCAUCUUUAACCGACAGCCCUCACUUCACAAAAUGUCCAUGAUGGGUCACAGAGUCAAGGUGAUGCCAUACUCUACUUUCCGUUUGAAUCUAUCAGUCACCUCUCCUUACAAUGCUGAUUUCGAUGGUGAUGAAAUGAAUCUUCAUGUUCCUCAGUCUCUAGAAACAAGAGCUGAAAUUACCGAAAUCUGUAUGGUUCCAAAGCAAAUCGUUUCCCCACAGUCAAACAGACCGGUCAUGGGUAUUGUGCAAGAUACUCUUUGUGGUAUUCGUAAGUUUACUUUAAGAGACUGCUUUUUGGCCAAAGACUUGGUAAUGAACAUCGUUAUGUGGGUGCCCUCUUGGGAUGGCUAUAUACCUCCACCUGCCAUUCUUAAGCCAAGACCCCUAUGGACUGGUAAACAAAUUCUUUCGAUGGUCAUUCCUAAAGGCAUCAACUGUCAAACCUUCCACUCCACUCAUCCAGAUGGAGAGACCACACUAAUAUCUCCUGGAGAUACUCGUGUCAUUAUCGAAAAUGGUGAGCUGAUAUGUGGUAUUGUUUGUAAAAAGACAGUUGGUACAUCAAACGGUGGCCUUGUGCAUACAAUCAUGAAUGAACUUGGCCCAGAAGCAGCCAAAGACUUCCUCAGUGGUACACAGUUGGUUGUUAACUACUGGUUACUACAAAAUGGUUUCAGCAUCGGUAUUGGUGAUACAAUUGCUGAUCAAGUCUCUAUGGCUACCAUCACCAACAUCAUUUCUCAAGCUAAGCAGCGUGUACAAGAAGUCAUUAUUACUGCACAACAAGACAAGCUUGAAGUUCAACCUGGUAUGACCCUUCGUGAAUCUUUUGAAGCCAAGGUCAACCAAACGUUGAACAAAGCUCGUGAUGAUGCUGGUAAGAUGGCUCAAAACAGUUUGAAAGAAGACAACAACGUGAAGCAAAUGGUAAUUGCUGGUUCUAAGGGUUCCUUCAUUAACAUUUCCCAAAUGUCUGCUUGUGUCGGUCAACAAAACGUUGAAGGCAAGCGUAUUCCUUAUGGCUUCAAGUUCCGUACUCUUCCUCACUUCUCCAAGGAUGAUCACAGUCCCGAAAGUCGUGGUUUCGUCGAAAACUCUUAUCUUAGAGGUUUGACUCCUACCGAGUUCUUCUUCCAUGCUAUGGGUGGUCGUGAAGGUCUUAUUGAUACAGCUGUCAAAACUGCAGAAACAGGUUAUAUUCAGCGUCGUUUGGUGAAAGCUUUAGAAGAUGUCAUGGUCAAGUAUGACGGUACUGUCCGUAAUUCCCUUGGUGAUAUCAUCGAAUUCUGCUACGGUGAAGAUGGUAUGGAUGCUGCAACCGUAGAAUCACAGAAAUUUGCAUCUUUGAGAUGCAGCAAUGAAGACUUUGAAAAGCGUUUUAGAGUUGAUGUUAUGAAGGAUGGAUUUAAGAAGGGUACCCUCAGCUAUAAUAUUCGUCAAAAGAUUGAAGGUAAUGAAGACGCUCAGGCAAUCCUAGAACAAGAAUUUGCCCAACUACAAGAGGAUCGUCACAAGUUACAGACGACCAUCUUUAAGAAUGGUGAAGAUAAAUGGCCAUUGCCCGUCAAUCUCUCUCGUUUGAUUGUCAAUGCUCAACAAAUUUUCCAUAUCGAUCCUCGUACACCAUCCGAUAUCAAUCCUUUCCAGGUUAUCGAUGGCGUUUCGAGCAUCGUGGAUCGUUUACAUGUCGUUCGUGGCAAAGAUAAGAUAUCGGCUGAAACUCAAAAGAAUGCUACUCUGCUAUUUGGCAUCUUACUUCGCUCAACGCUUGCAGUUAAACGAGUUGUUGAAGAAUACCAUUUGACAUCACAGGCCUUCGACUGGAUUCUUGGUGAAAUUGAGGCACGUUUCUUACAAUCGGUUGUCGCUCCUGGUGAAAUGGUUGGUACUAUUGCCGCUCAAUCUAUUGGUGAACCAGCCACU
Rhizopus microsporus ATCC 52813 is the source of this 3051-nucleotide messenger RNA. Its product is annotated as beta and beta-prime subunits of DNA dependent RNA-polymerase. Gene Ontology annotation, molecular function: DNA binding. Gene Ontology annotation, biological process: DNA-templated transcription. Gene Ontology annotation, cellular component: RNA polymerase II, core complex. NCBI's taxonomy places the organism in Eukaryota, Fungi, Mucoromycota, Mucoromycetes, Mucorales, Rhizopodaceae. The annotation marks the transcript as partial. The transcript has 5 exons. The record is from RefSeq and is a predicted model, not a curated record.